This is a messenger RNA of Aspergillus melleus, 1027 nucleotides long. RefSeq names its product zinc finger MYND domain-containing protein. The transcript has a single exon. The record is from RefSeq and is a predicted model, not a curated record. The coding region runs from base 8 to 1027 and encodes 339 amino acids. NCBI's taxonomy places the organism in Eukaryota, Fungi, Ascomycota, Eurotiomycetes, Eurotiales, Aspergillaceae.
UCACAUAAUGGUCCUCGAACGCAACGGCUGCGCAUAUUGCAACUCAGCAUUCAACCUGACCCAAUGUCAGGGUGGGUGCAUGGUGGUACUGUACUGUAGCCAGGAGCACCAAGAGGCCCAUGACGCACAGCACAGACGCAAGUGUGAAGACAUCUGUGUAUCGCGAGCUACUCAUCUAGAGGAGCGUGAUCGUGUUAUGAGACAAGCCAAUGUCACCGAUGACUGGCAAACCUUUGUCAGAAGGACAAACCCUGGUUCACUCUUCCUGUUCAAGUACACGAUUAGUCAAAUGUUUUACCGAUGCAGUCUUUCACUUGUCCACACCACGCUGGCACUGGAAAGUGAAAUGGACCUCGUCAAGAACUGGUAUGUUCCAUCACGAAACAAACCUACCUGUGAAGCCAUUCGGAUUGCGCCUUUCUUGAUACGCCUCAACCGGGACGAUGAGCUCGCUCGUGAGUAUCUCGACGGACUUGACAUUUCAAAAUUCCAGAUCUCUACAACUAGCACGAUCUCCGGCAAUUAUUGGAAGAUGAAAACCCGGUGCAACUUCGUCAAAAUCCUGGUGAGAGUCAGAGUGGCCGUGGACCUGAGAAUGUUAAGAAUGACCACGAAAGCCCUUGAAUCAGCAGUGCCUACCGAAAUCUUGGACCAAAUCCGUCAAGAGGUCGCGGUCAGUCCGUUGGUGUGGAAAAACCGCCGAUUUAUCGAAAGUAACGACCACGAUACACUGAUCCAGGCAUUAGACAAGGACAUCAUACACUCGGUGCAAGAGAUUCACAGUGAGAAUGGAAAUCUGUGGGGCGAGAUGUUCAAGGACGGAGAGCUCACAGUUCCAUUCAAGCAUCGUCUUCCUGGAGGAACAGAGAUUAAUACUGAUAUGAAACAGGAUGAGGCGCACUCAAUUAUUCGAGACAGCCAACUGGCUUGGAGGGGCUCUCCGGGUGCGGUGGAUUAUCUUCAGAGGAUUCUUCGCAUGGUGCUGCCGCCUUGUCGUAAUCAUGAGGAUAUGGUAGCGCUCAGUUAG